Messenger RNA from Thelazia callipaeda (thelaziosis nematode), 906 nucleotides. The record is from the annotation of a GenBank genome assembly. Lineage: Eukaryota; Metazoa; Nematoda; Chromadorea; Rhabditida; Thelaziidae.
AUGCUAAGCAUUGAUAACGACAACAAUUUGCUUAUUCUUUCAUCGCUGGACAAAAACAAUAGUGAACUUUUAUUAGAACAGUUAUCUCUUGAUGACUAUCAAAAUGGAUUCAUCUCUAAAAAUAUCAAAAUCGAUAGAGAAAUGCAAAAUUGUCAACAGUUAUCAUCAUUUGUUUAUUGUUGCGUUAUUACAGAAAAUAGUGAUUCUUUAGCUGUCAAAGAUUCUAAAGCUUUUUUUGAUCAUUUUUAUGAAGAAAAUAUGCUUAUGACUGAUAGCUGGCAAACUUUAUCGAAUGAUGAGACGGUUGUAAUUUUACAAAGUACAAUUGGAGGAUGCAGCGUACUUGAUACCAAAAAUGCCGUCUUCGCUGAAGCUGUAGAUCAGAAAAUCUAUGUCAAAAAUAUUUUUUAUAGUGCGAUGAAAAUAUCAGAAGACGAAAGUAAUGCAUUCUUGAAGCCUGUAGCAUACUUCUUUGGAAUGGAUAAUUCUGAUGAAUUGAUUGAACUUGCACAAGAUGGAUACAAAUUUCACAUUUGUGAAUAUCUUCGGGCAUCGGAACAUCGCUACUUUUUACAAGAAUGUUAUGAAGCAGGGUUUAUGAAAUUCGAAAGCUUUUCUCACAUUAAAUUUUGUGCUAAUCCAAUUUAUCAAGCCAUAAUUCAGUUUAGCAACGUGCAUACAAAUAUGAAAUGGCAGUUGCAGGUGACUUAUACUCCUACUUACGGUAUAACAGAUGAUAAUAUUUAUAUGAUUGAUUCUGUAGACUUCGUUCUUGACAAACAGGUAGCAAUGAGUUGUUCACCAUCGAAUAUUGACAUAUAUGUGGUUUCAAACGGUGUGCUAUUGCAUUAUAUGAUUGAUUUACCAAAAGCUGAUGGUGAAACGUUGAUAGGUAAUUACUUUUGA